CACAAUUCACAAAACAGUCAAACAACACACAAAUCAAUACAAUACUCCUCAUUCUCAUAUUAUAUUAACUUAUAUUCUCCAAAAAAGCAACUUCAAAUAAUCAAUUCACGACCAAAUAAUUCAAGACAUGAAUAAACUUUGAAUCAAAAACCAGAUAUACUCACAGAAUUCAAAUUCAGCAGAUUUCAGAAUAUUCAAUUCAAAAUACCCUAAAAAACAAACGAAUAUUCUUGAGAAAAGUAUAAAAAUGGCGUCAUCGAAAAAUGUGCGAAAGUUAGAGGUAGUUUCGCCGGUGCCGGCUGACAUAGACAUAGCAAAUUCCGUUGAGCCGCUUCACAUCUCCGACAUUGCUGCCGAUCUUAAUCUCUCUCCUCGACACUAUGACCUCUAUGGCAAAUUCAAGGCCAAGGUUUUGUUGUCUGCGCUCGAUGAGUUACAAGAAUCCCAGAAUGGAUAUUACGUUGUUGUUGGGGGAAUCACUCCGACUCCUCUUGGGGAAGGCAAAUCAACUACUACUGUUGGUCUUUGUCAAGCUUUGGGAGCCUUCCUUGACAAAAAGGUUGUCACCUGCCUUCGUCAACCAUCACAAGGGCCAACGUUUGGAAUAAAAGGUGGUGCAGCUGGUGGUGGUUACAGUCAAGUGAUUCCAAUGGAUGAGUUUAAUCUUCACUUAACAGGAGAUAUACAUGCUAUAACUGCUGCAAACAACCUUCUUGCUGCUGCUAUUGACACCAGAGUGUUUCAUGAGGCCACUCAGUCAGAUAAGGCUCUGUUUAACCGGCUGUGUCCCCCUAACAAAGAAGGUAAAAGAGCCUUUAAUAACAUAAUGUACCGGCGUUUGAAGAAGCUUGGUAUUGAUAAGACUAAUCCAGAUGAUCUUACUCCGGAAGAGGUCAAAAGCUUUGCUAGGCUUGAUAUUGACCCUGAUUCUAUUACAUGGAGGAGAGUUAUGGAUGUCAAUGACCGGUUUUUGAGGAAAAUUACUGUUGGUCAGGGGCCUGAUGAGAAGGGGAUGGUAAGGGAGACUGGAUUUGAUAUUUCUGUUGCUAGUGAAAUAAUGGCUGUUCUGGCUCUCACAACAUCUCUAGAAGACAUGAGGGAGAGACUUGGAAAGAUGGUGAUUGGAAACAGCAAGGCUGGAGAACCUAUAACAGCUGAUGAUCUUGGUUUAGGUGGCGCUCUGACUGUAUUAAUGAAGGAUGCAAUCAACCCCACUCUCAUGCAGACUCUUGAAGGAACCCCUGUGCUUGUUCAUGCUGGUCCUUUUGCAAAUAUUGCUCAUGGUAAUUCCUCCAUUGUUGCUGAUAAGAUUGCCCUGAAGCUGGUUGGACCUGGUGGGUUUGUGGUUACUGAAGCAGGAUUUGGUUCUGAUAUUGGAACUGAGAAGUUCAUGAACAUAAAAUGUCGAUACAGUGGUUUAACUCCACAGUGUGCAAUUGUUGUCGCAACAGUGAGGGCUUUAAAAAUGCAUGGUGGUGGACCUCAAGUAGUGGCUGGCAGGCCUCUUGAUCGCGCAUACUUAACAGAGAAUGUGGAUCUUGUUGAGGCUGGUUGUGUUAAUCUUGCCAGGCAUAUUACAAAUACAAAGGCCUAUGGUUCAAAUGUUGUGGUUGCGAUAAAUAUGUUUUCUACUGAUACAGAAGCCGAGCUGAAUGCUGUAAAAAAAGCUGCAAUGGAUGCUGGGGCAUUUGAUGCUGUAAUCUGUACCCAUCAUGCACAUGGUGGAAAAGGAGCGGUGGAUCUUGGCAUAGCAGUUCAGAAAGCAUGUGAGAAUGUGACACAGCCUUUGAAGUUCUUGUAUCCUCUGGAUGUUAGCAUCAAAGAGAAAAUAGAGGCAAUAGCGAGGUCUUAUGGUGCUGCUGGAGUUGAAUACUCUGAACAGGCUGAGAAACAAAUUGAGAUGUACAGCAAGCAAGGAUUCUCCAAUCUUCCAAUCUGCAUGGCAAAAACUCAAUAUUCAUUUUCGGACAAUGCUGCUCAAAAGGGAGCUCCAAGCGGGUUUAUCUUGCCAAUUCGUGAUGUGAGGGGUAGCAUUGGAGCUGGUUUCAUUUAUCCUCUUGUAGGAACAAUGAGCACUAUGCCCGGGCUCCCUACAAGGCCUUGCUUCUUCGACAUUGAUCUCGACACCACAACUGGGAAGGUUAUUGGUCUUUCUUGAAAGGUCUUUUCUCAGGAAGAAUUGAGGUAGUCUCCUCUGGAGCACAAACUUCUUGGAGAUCCUUUGCAUACUGUAUUUGUAUGUACAUUUGUCUUGCUAAUAAUUCCUUGUAUAAAAAUCUUCCCGUUGUUCCAUUUGUGUUCCCCUCAGCUUUUGUAUCCCAGUGGACAUGAGAAUCAAUGUUGGAUUUUGUAUGCAAUGGAGUAUUAAUAAAAGUAUGAAAAUGGUUAUAUCCCAAA
This is a messenger RNA of Beta vulgaris subsp. vulgaris (sugar beet), 2397 nucleotides long. RefSeq names its product formate--tetrahydrofolate ligase. Gene Ontology annotation, molecular function: ATP binding; formate-tetrahydrofolate ligase activity. The record is from RefSeq and is a predicted model, not a curated record. The coding region runs from base 248 to 2158 and encodes 636 amino acids. Lineage: Eukaryota; Viridiplantae; Streptophyta; Magnoliopsida; Caryophyllales; Amaranthaceae. The transcript has 5 exons.